AUUUACGACAUCGGGAAAAGUGCGCGGCAAAAGGAUUCAAAACAAAAACAUGUGGAAGAAGUUGUGAUCGACGAGGUAUGCUGUUAUUAAAAAGCUUUUAUCCGAUAUGAAAUUGAGGAGAGCAGGUGGAUGUGAAGGCUGGAGUGACGCCAAGCAGUGAGGUGACUUGGAGACCGAGGCACUGGCCAUGGGGUUACGCUCAGCCCAGAAGAAGCUGUUCCCCUUGCGGGGGAUAGAUGGGGUGCUGCAGCUGUUCGAUGCAGAGCUGCGCAAACCAGAACCAGACCUGGCACUGUUGUCCCUGGUUCUUGGCUUUGUGGAGCACUUUCUGGCUGUGAACCGGGUAGUGCCAGCCAACGUCCCUGGGGUGACCUUUGAGCCCCUGGAACCGGGCUGCCCCUCCUCCUGCUUCCCCACUGUGGAACUGGGCCUGAUUGCCGCGCUGCAUGAGCGGUUCACCGCACAAAUCCGUGGUGCCGUGGACCUCUCCCAGUAUCGUCGGCCUUCUGGGGGCUCCAGCCGUGAGCUGGUGAAGAAGGUGUCCGAUGUCAUCUGGAAUAGUUUGAGCCGUUCUUACUUUAAAGACCGGGCCCAUAUCCAGUCUCUCUUCAGCCUCAUUACUGGUACAAAACUGGACAGCUCUGGGGUGGCCUUUGCAGUAGUUGCAGCUUGUCAGGUGUUGGGUUUGUGGGACGUACACCUGGCACUCUCAGAGGACCACGCGUGGGUCAUAUUCGGCAAGGGUGGUGAAGAGACAGCUGAAGUCACGUGGCACGGCAAGGGGAAUGAAGACCGCCGUGGGCAGACAGUCAGCGCGGGAGUCAGUGAGAAGAGCUGGCUGUACCUCAAGGGCUCGUACCUGAAGUGCAAUAGGAACAUAGAGGUGGCCUUCAUGGUGUGUGCCAUCAAUCCCUCCGUAGACCUGCACACAGACAGUACUGAGCUACUGCAGCUCCAGCAGAGGCUGCUCUGGCUUCUUUAUGAGCGAGGAGACCUUGAGAGGUACCCCAUGGCUCUGGGCACUUUGGCUGACUUGGAGGAUCAGGACCCUCUCCCAGGUCGGGACAGCCCCCUGUCGUUGCAUCUGAAGGCUGUUGAGUCUGCCAAGAAGUACUACAACAACGAGCACAUCUACCCCUUCAUGUACUUGGCUGGGUAUCACUACAGACACAGAAACGUGCAAGAGGCCCUUGGAGCCUGGGCCGAAGCGGCCUCUGUCAUGCAGGAUUAUAAUUAUUUCCGAGAGGACGAAGAGAUCUAUAAGGAGUUUUUUGACAUCGCCAAUGAUGUGAUCCCCACCCUGCUGAAGGAGACAGCAGCUGCUGCAGAGAGUGGUGGAGAAGGAAGUGAAGAGGCAGAGGCUGGGGAACAGGAUGCACCCCAGCAGGCUGCUGCCCUAUCGGCUCUCCAAGACCCAGAAUGCUUUGCCCACCUUCUUCACUUCUAUGAUGGGAUCUGCAAAUGGGAGGAAGGCAGCCCUACACCUGUGCUGCAUGUUGGCUGGGCCACAUACCUGGUGCAGUCCCUCAGUCGUUUUGAUGCGCAGGUGCGUCAGAAGGUGACAAUCAUCACCAAAGAGCCAGAGCCCCAGGAUGAUGAUGACCAAUCCAGUGAUGACCCCCGUGAGGGGAGAAGGCGUGGUCCCCGGCGUGAAUCCAAAGCUGAGGAACCACCUCCACCCCCUUUACAGGCCGCAGCCCCACCCAGUCAGGGUGCAAUGCCUAAGAAGAUUGGAGGAGAGGGUGGUGGUCGCCGACGCUCCAACCCGGUGGCCCGUGCUGCUGAUUCAGAGCAGAGGGUCCGCGCAGGCUCACCUAGCCCUGCGCCUUCACCUGCCCCUACUCAGCCGUUACCUGGGGGUCCGAUGGUUAUUUUCCACAGUGAAAAGAUGAAGGGAAUGAAGGAGCUGCUCUCUGCUGCCAAAAUUAACUCCAGUGCCAUCAAGUUGCAGUUGACAGCACAGUCACAAGUACAGAUGAAGAGGCAGAAACCCAUGCCCUCCAGUGACUACACCUUGUCCUUCAUGAAACGCCAGCGCAAGUCCUUGUAGACUGUUAUCACCAAAACUUUUUUCUUCAUAAAAUAUACUGUUUAUUUUUUUGAUAGACGAUGUGAAGAGAAUUGCAUACCAUUUCCAAACUUUGCCAAAAAACAUCCACCAUUGAUACCCAGACAUGCACAGUUUCAAAGAGGGAGCCACUGCAAGAUUCAUAAUAUGUGGGAGACUGCUGCCUAUGUCACAAAAUGUAGCCCACUGGCUGUGGUUUGUUGUCAGAUUGUAUUUUUCUCUAAUUACAGUUUCAUUCUCAUUAAUAUUCCCUUUCACACCGUAAUCAGUAAACAUUUUAACUUAUGUAUAAUGAAAACUAGUACAUAAACAUGGUACAAACUCCAGUGUACUUUACUGAAAUGGGUUAGAAAAUAACUGAUAGACUUUAAGUAAUGAGUGUAGUUAUAAAUAUACCAAAUUUUCAUACAGUGGGUAUGCUUUUCAUUUUCCAGGUCUUGUUGAUUACUAGGUCACUUUUUCUUUUACCUGCUUCAUUAAUUCUUUAGCCAAAUGAAAUAUUUUUGACAACUCAGUUCCCUUGCAAUAAGGAUCCCUGGUGAUAGUUUAUGUAUUUUUGAAUUCUUUAAUUUUUAAUCUGCAUUUAGUGUUUAUUGUGUUUAAGAAUAGCAGGAAACGUUUAAUUCAUUGUAAAAGAUAAGGAUAAAAUAUUGAAAAUUAGAAGUAGACCAUGUAACUGUGUAAGAGGAGUAGCAGCGCUGUCCUCUAACCAUGUAUUUUACUUACAAAUGUCUUAUUUAGAAAUAAAUGCAUUGCAC
Scleropages formosus (Asian bonytongue) is the source of this 2826-nucleotide messenger RNA. RefSeq names its product multiple endocrine neoplasia I (gene men1). The record is from RefSeq and is a predicted model, not a curated record. The transcript has 10 exons. NCBI's taxonomy places the organism in Eukaryota, Metazoa, Chordata, Actinopteri, Osteoglossiformes, Osteoglossidae. Gene Ontology annotation, cellular component: nucleus; chromatin; histone methyltransferase complex. Gene Ontology annotation, biological process: regulation of transcription by RNA polymerase II; negative regulation of cell cycle; negative regulation of cell population proliferation. The coding region runs from base 188 to 2050 and encodes 620 amino acids. Gene Ontology annotation, molecular function: transcription cis-regulatory region binding; Y-form DNA binding; chromatin binding.